AAUAAACUUUUAACUGUGCAUUUUGGAAAAUAUUUUUGAAAUCCUCACAAUAGGACUGAUGAUUUCCAAUGUUCAUAUUUCUUUGUUUUAGGGCUCGUAAAAAUCAAAGAGGCAAACGACAUCGAGGAGAAACUAAACGAGGUGGAAAGACUACUGAAGAAUGCUAUAAACAUGCCAUGCAAGUAUUCCCGGUCAGAGGUGAUGCUGACUUUCUUUGAGCGAUCGCCGCUGGACCAGGUGCUGAGGAAUGACAAAGUCCACAGAAUCCAGCCGUGCUUUCAGAGUCCAAUCAAGAUAUCAGAAAUCAUGCGCUCCAAUGGAUUCUGUCUGGCCAAUACGGAAACCAUCGUAUUUGAUCACAAUCUCCCAGAAGAAAAAGAGAGACCCUCAUCCACUGACUCUGUGGAACAUACGUAUGAGGAUGGAACAGAGUUUUUGCCAAUGGAAGCAGAUGUGUGUGAUGAGGAAACAGAAGCAUAUGUCACCAACCUUUCCUACUACCAUCUUGUCCCAUUUGAAACUGACAUCCUGGAAUGAGGAACCGAUGGCUGUUGAUGGACGUAUGUCGCUGUCAUUGAGGAGCAUGUACUCUUAAAUGGAACCUAGCUAUGCAACGCUGCACAUAGCUGUUCCAAGUAAAUGCUGCUUAUUCUAGAGACCCCUAGAGUUGCUUACAUUUCUUUAGCCGAUUUUGGAGUUGGGCAGAUCUACAGGAUGCACCAAAAUGUUGCAGAAGAAGAAUCCAACCGCAGCACCACUUUGUUUUUGCCACUUUAAGCGACGCCACCAGUGUGCCUCAUUCGGAGCCUUACUUGACUUGACUUUCAGGUAUUGUAACACAACCUGUGGCAGCAACGAUGGAGGUCUUUCAGUCAUUAGGCAGAUGCAAACAGCUGGAGAGGUUUUUAAACAUGCUGCUUUACCACUUCAAAAGACUUUAAAUAGCAUCAAAGACAUCAUUGUCUGUAGUUUGGAGUGUGACUGCAACCAGAGGGCUGCACAUCAACUGAACUUUGGAGGCAAAUUUACACUAUUGGACCAUUCACUGUUACUUAAAGUUAUUAUAAUUAACCGGCACUCUUUCAUUUUCUAUCUUAGUUGUUUUGUCUUUAUUCUCUAGAGGAUCUCCAUGAUGCCACUGGCCUGGUUGAUAUAUGUGAGAUAUGUGAGAUAUGUGAUGCAUCUGCAAAGUCUAUUGUCUUCUCAUUUAAACUGCUCCCUGAAGUGUUAUCCACAGUGUUACCACUCUGGUGUUUUAUUCCUGUGGGAACGCAGGAAGCUGUCACAAAGCUUUGUGUAUGAUAUUUGUUUAUGGUGCAAUUUUCACCAGCAUUUAGGAGCAUUCUUGUUUGUAAAAUACCAGCUUGAAACUCAUAGGGAAAUUUCUAGUUGUGUUGCUGUGAUAUGCAGUUAGUUCUUUAGCAUGGGAGUACUCUGAGAGCCAAGUGAAACUAGACUGCAUGCGUUUGAUAAGAGACAUACAAAUGUGUGAGUUUUUGUCACCGCAAGAUAAAAGUAAUAAAAUUGAGAAGAUUUUGUCCAAAGUCUUACUGAUUUAGCAGAAAACAAAAACUUGAUGGUAAAUCGAGCAAGAAUAAUAAAGCUUUUAUGCUAAUAGACUCGAAACAUGUGGUAGCAUAAGCAUUAGAUACAUUUGUUAUGUGUAUACACAGUAUACUGUAUAUGUGUUUCACUUGGUUCUUGGACCAGUGUCGAAUUAAAGAAUAUAAAACAAAUAUGUGGCAUUAUCAUUCUGUCACAACUCUCUUUUUCCAAAGUGAGAACUUAAUGCUGCCAUUUUGAAUGUUGGUGAUAAGUGUCAGCUUACUGCUCCUGUUGCCAUGAGUGAUAAAAUGGGGCAAAGAAAGCUUUGUUUUUAUAGGUCAGUUGAGGUCAUAUCUGACCCGUUCUGUACGAUGACGUGUGUGGGUUCAGUCUGACAGCUGACUGCAGUCUUACUGAAUGUGGGAGUCUGCAGCUCAGGCCUGCAACGGGGGAACAAAUCCUCUCUUUAUCUAAAGAAUACAAAUGACCUUGCUGUACUAAAACUUUCUAUAGGACAAGUUGUGUGAAAUAGGCAAACACUUUUUUUUUUAUGGGUCCUCCCGCUAUAAGGAUGUUGCUUUCACUUCUCUUUGCGCCUUUUAUGAAACUGUGGAACUCAGUAGAGCAUCACAUAUGUUUUGAAUGCAA
Messenger RNA from Micropterus salmoides (largemouth bass), 2193 nucleotides. RefSeq names its product PX domain-containing protein 1-like. The record is from RefSeq and is a predicted model, not a curated record. Bases 172 to 537 code for a protein of 121 amino acids. NCBI's taxonomy places the organism in Eukaryota, Metazoa, Chordata, Actinopteri, Centrarchiformes, Centrarchidae. The transcript has 4 exons.